Messenger RNA from Dibothriocephalus latus, 264 nucleotides. The record is from the annotation of a GenBank genome assembly. Lineage: Eukaryota; Metazoa; Platyhelminthes; Cestoda; Diphyllobothriidea; Diphyllobothriidae.
GUUGAAAGCCUUGAACUCACCCUGCUGAGCAGAACUCCAAGCGGUCAGAGCCAGAAGUGCACUGUCACCUGGUCAAUGCUUGUUUUGGCUCCGCAAUCGGCGGAAGCCCUGACCCUCACCGACGGGUCUUGCAACUACACAGCCCGAGUGGCUGCCUUCAAGAACGACCUAGCCAAGCUCUGCAUUGAGCCGCCGUCCGCGGAGAAGUCCCUCGACUUCCUGCCGAAGUGGGAGCACUUGACUAAUCGUAGCGUGGCAAGGUGA